Limulus polyphemus (Atlantic horseshoe crab) is the source of this 1334-nucleotide messenger RNA. RefSeq lists its product as uncharacterized. Lineage: Eukaryota; Metazoa; Arthropoda; Merostomata; Xiphosura; Limulidae. The transcript is spliced from 2 exons. The coding region runs from base 212 to 793 and encodes 193 amino acids. The record is from RefSeq and is a predicted model, not a curated record.
AUUUAGAUAAGUUAAUAUAACGAAAAUAGUCACAUACUGCUGUGUACUUUCUGCUGCUUUAUUUCUUCCUUUUAGUAUAGUUUACUGAUACUUUGAUGUCGAUAGUGGGUCGAAAAUUUCAAUGCAGAUUGCUGUGCAGCAAAACCUGAAUAAUACACUUUUCAGAACGGAUAACGAUUGAACUUCAAGCGGUUAAAAUCUGAAAACUGUAAUGGCUGACGUGGAAAGUAUAUUUAUUGUUCUAAUUCUUGCUGCCAUAUUCUUAAUUUUGUUUGCCGUAAUUGUUUGGGCCUGUUGUUUGUUUGAUGCGCCCAAAUCCUCCAAAGCAGACAAACGUGGAAGAGAAUACAGUCACCCAAAACCCAAACUGACUGCGCAGCAGCAAACAGCCAGUAAACAACAGCCAGAAGUAGAGGUUAUCCCAAAACAAGAAGAAAUUACAGUUCAACCAGGUUUUCUGAACAGUACUAUAGAUAGAAAAAUGCAGCAGUUAGUAACAGAGAAGAAACUAAGUGCUGAUCGGAAAAGACAAUAUCUAGAAUCCUUGAUAGCAUCCGUCAUGUCAUCUAUAAACAUUGCCGUUUCCUUAGCUCCUUACUUAACAGAGACUGUUGAUACGGAUUCACCCCUAAACAACAUAAGUGUUCGUCAUGACAACGGAAAGAAACUGGAAAAUCCAACAAAGUGUGGAACACUUCAUCCUGAGAAUGUAGCAACAGAAGAACAAUAUGAUCAGACAGCACCUAGAGACACAUGUGUUAAUAUAGAAACCUCACAGGAGCAGUUUCUGUAAACUUGAACAUGCGAAUAUAACAAACUAUUGAUGAAUUAAAAACUGGAGACAGGUCAAAGCAGGGACAAAAUCCAGUUUCUUUCUAAAUUAAAAAAAAACUAUAGCUAUACAAGCAACAUACAAAUUUGUUAACGAGUGCUGUAAUGUAAAUACAGUAAACACGGUGUAUGUUCCUUUCCGCUUAUUUUAUACAUCUCUUCCUGAAAUGAAUGAUGUUUGCUUGUACCACGUGACCACAUACGCAUUUAAACCUGUCAGCUAACCUUGCUCUAAUAUCAUCCUAUAUAUAGGCGUGUUAUUUUCAUAGAUUUUAUUGUUGGACAUAUAGGAUUUCAUGUUAUUUUACGGUUUUAAGCCCUAAAAGCCCGAAAGGUAAUGCAAUUAAUACGCUUAAUUGAUAACAGUGAUAUAAAAAUCACAUUAGACUGCAGAUAUGUUUCUUGACAUUUCUCUUAAUUAGGUAUAAUUACGGUUGUCAAAUCAGAGGCGUGUAAGUAUGAUAUUUCAAAAUCUAUUCUUCAGUUGACUAAGACGCCUUUCG